This is a messenger RNA of Drosophila guanche, 7749 nucleotides long. It is a transcript of the gene Nup153, whose product is annotated as nuclear pore complex protein Nup153. The coding region runs from base 580 to 6903 and encodes 2107 amino acids. The transcript is spliced from 8 exons. The record is from RefSeq and is a predicted model, not a curated record. Gene Ontology annotation, biological process: protein import into nucleus; RNA export from nucleus. NCBI's taxonomy places the organism in Eukaryota, Metazoa, Arthropoda, Insecta, Diptera, Drosophilidae. Gene Ontology annotation, cellular component: nuclear pore. Gene Ontology annotation, molecular function: structural constituent of nuclear pore.
UGCUGCUACUCGCCCAUUUAGCUACACGCGUUUUUCCCAAAUCGUGCUUUUUUGUGAAUUGUUCAUUUCUUUUGUAAAAAUUACUCACUAAUAUGUUUUGCGACACAAAUCCGAUCGGCAAUGCGUGCAGCUAACAUGAUUUGAGAAUUGCAGGCUACGCGUUCAGUCUCUGGCUGUUCAACUCGAGCCUUUUAAAACCAAAUGAAGUAAUAUACAUAUAUUUACCGUGUGAUGGAUAAAUAAAUAAAUGCGCUAAGAGCUGAUGCACUUUCUGGCGCCAAAGUGCAAAGACACAAAAAAGAUCGAGAAAAAAAAGUAAAAAAAAACGAACAAAAUUCGCCGCGUGUGUGGAAUCUCGGCGACAGAACACCAACACAGCGAUACGGCGUGCGUAACACACACACAUUGAGAACACUCACACAGGAUUGCAACAGUGUGUUCCGUUUCUAUUUCUUUUUUUAUUGUUGUUUUGCGCGCUUGCGUGUGUGUGUGUGUGUGUGUGUGCGUGUGUUCGUUUCUUUUUGGUUAGUUUUCAUUUUGUGUGCCCGUGCCGUUUCAUCGCCGGCUUAAAAUCCAAUAAUGUCAGAGUUUGAGGAUAGGCCACACAAAAAUAGCCAAACAAAAAGGCAACUGCAGCUGCAGCGACACCAAGCCACGACAUUAAGUGCGGGAUCGAGCACACAGCAUCCGCUCACGCCGCUAAUGGAGGCGACCGAGGCCGAGGAGGCGGCCGAAGAUGAUUCUGCUGCCGGCAUAGCCCUCGUCUCCCGCAAAUCUAUCAUGGGAAGGGUGAAGCUGCGCGUUUCAAAUAUCCUGCCAACCUGGUUCUCGCCAACAUCCAAGGCGGCCUCGGAGGCCCAAGAGGAGCAACAACAACAACAGCAGCAACAGAAUGGUACUGAAACCGGAGCAACGUCUCUAACGAGAAGGAAACGUAGACGCCGCUGCAUAGAGCUGGCCGAACCAGAUGGCGAGGACUCACCCGCUGGGGGCCUGCUACCCGAUGUGGAUGAUGGUGCCGCUGCACGUGGUCUGGACUACGAGGAGGUGGCCCUGGCCGACAACAUAGCCGAGCAUGACUUGGUCGCCGAAGAUGAGCAGACGCGACGCAGCGAAUACAAUGUGUUCCCCUUACGCAAACGGCGCGCUGCGAUAAUUGCCGCCGAUGAUGACUUUGAUGACGAUGACGACGAUGUGGCAGAUGGAGACGAAGAUGACGAGGAGGAGGACGAGGACGAUGGUCCAGCAGAUGCGUCUGUCUCUGUCCCGACUAAGCGACGACGUAUAGAACUGGAGACAAGCGUCAAUUUGCCAAGUAUGCGGAGAAUGCCAUUGCCACUGGUUUCCUCUACGCCCGCAGCUGCCGCUGCCGCUUCAGGCGGCCAACAAUUCACCUCAGGAAACUCUCAGGCAGUGGGAGGAACACGCAGUCGUAGCCGUGGCUUGGACCCGAGUGGCGUGGCCCCGCAUCGACGCACCCACUUAAACCUCUAUCACCAGCAGCGCCAGCAGCGUGAGCCGGGCUACAAUUUCUUUGCGGGCAACGAGACGGCCGCCGAGGCCACAACAGGAGAUCUGCCAGUCAGUAUACGUCGAUCGCUGAACAUCCCAGUCAUAGAUUCACCACGCGGUCGCAGCUUCAGCUUUGGACAAACUCAAACCGCCGUGCCAUUGGCCAACCACAAGAGACCUUCUCUGCUGGUGGGGCAGGCUGCCACGGGCCGUGACACAUCCAUCGAUGCGGCACAGUCGGAGAAUGAGCGGAUUGAGCGGCUCCUGAAUAUCUGCAAGUCCAAUAAUAAUAUCAGCAACAACAACAACAACAUUAUCAAAUCGAAGAGAGGUGCCGCCACAACAACAGCUGCAACUGGAGAUUUGGAGAGUGAACUGCAUGAAUAUCCAGAGGUAGUGGAGACAGCCGAUUCCUAUCCCUACUGUCACAACAGCAACAGUAAUCUAUCGUUCUAUGGGAAUUUGCAGAGCGCCAAGUCAAUAUUUAAUUCUACGUGUUCACUGAAUGCGCUAAAUAGGCGGAAGCGCUUCAAUGCCUCCAUCUAUGGCAGCUCCUCGGCCUUGAGCGACAGCCGCCUGUUGACACGCAGUGCUUCCGCUUCGGCCUGUGGCUCCGGUUCAACAACAAUUUCGCCCUUCUACAAGGGUCAGACCACAUUCGGCGGCAAUUCAGCACACAAUCGAAUCUUCGGCCAGGGUGCUGGCUCAGGCGGUGGCGCUGGCGGUUCCUCCUCUUCGUUGGCCAUGAACUCGGGCGGCAGUUCGCCGGCCGCUCAUCAGGCUGCGUCCGGCAAAACCGCCUACGGCAUGAAGCCAUUGGCCAUGCGACCCAGCCAGCUAACAGAGAGUCAGCCAACCACAUCGGCCGUGGACAGCAUCGCCCUCUCGAGCACCACAAGUCGCAUCCUUAGCCUGCUGGAGAGCUACUCCACGCCACUAAUUGAUGUCAAGCGGCUCGGAAACACACUGAAGGAGCAGCAGAAGCAGCAGCAGCAGGCAAAUAGCAACCAGCGGCUGCAGCGUGGCUCCAGCAAUCCCAAUCAUUUUAUUUCGCACACAGAACAGCUGCAGCAGCAGUCGACGCCACAAAGUCUUCUGGCUCCAACGAUGCAGCACGUACUCGAAAAGCGUCGCCUGCAUCGUGUCAGCAAAAACUGGAAGAAAUUGGUCACGCCAAAGGUGCCAAAGGCACCAUCGUCCGGAGGGUCAACCACAAUGGCCCUGGCGGCUCUGCCAGCCCGCCAAUCGCCCAAUAAUAGUCACACGAACAAGAUGCGUUCCCGACUGAGUCACCAGUCGGCGCGCAAGGAGCCCCGCGAAGACACCGAACUGGCACCCGAGCCACUCGACUUGCCGAUUAUCAACUUCCCGGCCAUGGCAAAUACACCGACAUUUGAUUUGGUCAUCAAGCCACCGCCGCCGUCGACACCUGCGACACUGCCAUCAGUGGCGGCAAACACAACGGAGGAUCUACAGAUACGCCCCAAGCCCCAACCAGCAUUCCCAAUGCCUGCGGUUAACUUUGUGGGUGCAACAGCAACAGCUGCACCAACAACAACAGCUACAGCCACAACUAUAGCCAAUUUCAGUGGAAGUGGCAGUGUCAGUGUCAGUUCCGGCUUGCUGACUGGCGGCGCAUCAGGCGUUUCAGAACGUAGCUACAGCUUUGGUGAGCCCAUACCCAUACGAGGGGAAACUGCAAGUGCUGCAGACCAAUUGAGGAGCACACGCAAUUUCUCGUUUCCAGCGCCAUCGACAUUGGAGAGGCAACAGCAGUCGCUGCCAAUCAUGAACGGACCCUCCACCGUUGCAGCAGCGCAUAAUCCAAGCAGCAGCAACCCAGUGGAAGGCGGCUUUAGCCAGCAGUUUAGAAAAUCAGCCACUGAAUGGGAGUGUGAUGUGUGCAUGAUCCGAAAUAGAUCAGAGCUAGUGAAGUGUGCAGCAUGCGAGACGCCAAAGCCUUCCAAGGCUACUCAAGCAGAUGCAGCGGCAACUCCGACUUCAACUCCAACUGCAGUCCCAUUCUCUGUUGCCAGCAGCGGAUUCGGAGAUCGUUUCAAGAAGUCAUCGAGUGCCUGGGAGUGCGACACGUGCAUGGUGUCCAACAAGAACGAGAAUAGCAAGUGCGUGGCCUGCGAGACACCGCGCCAGGGAGCUGCAGCAGCCGCCAGCAAGACAACCACCGACUGUUUCUCAAUUACAAACAGUCCGGGGGGCGGCUUCGGCUCUGGCUCCGGAUCGGGCUUCUCAACAUCCAGUUCGAGUUCAGGGUUUGGGCAGGCGUUCAGGCCCAAGGCCAACACCUGGGAGUGCCAGACAUGCCUGGUGAUGAAUCAGACGAGUGCCGUCGAGUGCGUCGCCUGCCAGUCGCGCAAUCCCAGUGCCGCCAGCAGCGAGUCCAGCUCGAGCUCCUCAACAAGUAAUCCUCCAACCAAUGUCUCUUCGAGCACCAGCAGCACCAUUAACACCAGCUUCAAGUUUGGCUUCACCCCAGAGCAACAGAAACAGCAGCAGCAGCAGCUGGCAGGAGUCAAACAGGAUGUCGGUUUCCAGAAUCUGGUGGCUGCCCAGAAGGCAGCUAAUUGGGAGUGCGAGACAUGCAUGGCCAUGAACGAUCAGGCGCUCUCCAAGUGCUGCUGCUGUGAGCAACUGAGGCCGGGUAGCGACGACAACUGCAAAUCCUCAUUCAAUGCCACUCACCCAGUGCCUACGUUCACGUUCGGGUUUGUACCAAAAGCAAAAGAAACAGCACCAGUCCAGCCAGUGCUGCCGGUAAUGCCAGUGCUGCCAGCUGCAGUCCUGUCAACGUCAAACGCUGCGCCACAGUUCUCCUUUGGCUUCGGUCAGAGCAAGGAUGUGGCAGACAGCAAUAACGCUUCGAUGGGAGGAUUCAAGUUCGGAGCCCCAGCCCCAGAUCCAGCUCCAGCAGCCACCGUCACCGCCAGCCAGGAGGAGCCAAAGUCAAUCGAUCUAAGGGCUACAAUGCCAACAGCCACUAAGGCUACAUCCACCACGGGUAUCGAAACAGCAGCAGCGGCCACCGCUAGCCAAUUUUCAUUCAGAGCUCCCACCACCACAUCGACAGUGCUGUCCUCCAGCAGUGACACUUCCAUCCCUGCCGCUACCGCUGCAGCUGCCCCCGGCGUAAGCGCCACCACCACUGUCACGAGUCAAGGGUUCAGCUUUGGUACUCCAUCAGCAUUACCCUCAUCCUCAUCAGCUGUGUCCAGUUCGACGCAUACUUCGGGCAGCAACUCUAGCGUCACCAGCGUGAUUAGCUCCAACGUGAAGCCCAUGUUUAGCUUCAGCGCACCCGCCACCACGCCCAGCGGUGUAAGCAGCAGCACGACGGUGACGACGGCAUCUGUGGGCUUCUUUGGAUCUGCCACAACAACUAGCACAUCUUUUGCUGCCACUCCAGCUCCAGCUCCAGCAUUAGCUGCCGCUGCGCCUGCGCCAGCGGUAGGUUUGUUCAGCUUUGGCAGUCUAUCUUCAGCUAGCUCCACAACAAAAGCUGCACCUAGCAGCAACACCAACGCCUUCUUCUUUGGCCAGACUCCGACUUCGACGGCAGCGCCAAGCUCAAGUGCGACGGGCUUCAUCUUUGGUGCAGCAGUAACUUCAGUAGCCUCGGGCAACAACAACAGCACGUCCAUUAGCUUCAGCAGCAGCACCACCACCACCACUGCAGCUCUAGCUUCAGCGGCAGCUCCAACUCCAGUGACGUUCGGAUUUGGAGAGAAGAGAGCGGCAUCGGGUGCACCCGCAAACAGCUUGACAAAGCCCGUAAGCUUUGGCUGGCCCAGCGCCAGUGCUAGCGCUGGCUCCAUACCCAGCAAUGGCAGCGUAGCACCGACCACCGCCACCGACAGCAGCACCAACACCAACACCAGCCUCCCGACGGUGGUGUCUGGCAGCUCUGUUUUCGGUAGUGGAUUUGGUACUGGCUUCGGCAGUACAACGGCCGCCAGUACGCCAGCACCAACUGCGGCAGCGUCUUCAGCUUUUGGCGGUAAUGGAGCACUCCCCACUACGGGCUUCGGCUUUGUGGGUAACUCAAUGGCACCCCAAUCUUCGCCUGCGCCUGCAUCCGGUGGCCAGGCUUCUAUAUUCAACAAUGCCAUCACGCCUGUCUUUGGUGGCAGCAAUGGAGGAGGAGGAGGAGGAUUCGGAAGCACUGGAACAGCUGCAAAGCCAGCAUUUAACUUUGGAGGCCCACCGGCUCUUUCCCAGUCGACGACCACAUCUGCACCAGGACCUUUCAACUUUGGUGGCGGCGGGGGCGGCGAUACCGGGGGCAAAGAGACAUCCUCUAAGCUGGCCUUUAAUUUUACGGGCUCGGUUUCGGUGUCUGCCGCAGCCGCUACACCACAGGCGACGCCGGCCUUUAACUUUUCCGCCGGUUCGGCGACUGCAAAUUCCCUUGCAUCGGGCGAUCAGCGUGUCUUCCAGUUCGGUGCUGCUCCUGCUGCUGCUUCUGCUCCUGGCAUAGCUACCGGGCUCGGUGCUGGUGGCGCAAGUGGUUCGCCAAUGUUCAAUUUUACCGCCACAUCGCCGCCGCAAAUGCAGAUGCAGCUUCAAUCCACCUCCAGCUGGCAACGCCGCCCAGAAUUCACAGAUGGUGCGCCGCAAGAUUCGCACCCCUGUGCGCCGUUUGCCGCCACGGUAGAAGUGGCAUCGCAGGCCUCCGAAACAACAUCUACUGAGGCUGCCGCCGCCGUCCCCGCCAUCGCUGUAGGUGGAGGACUCGUUUACAACCACAUGAUUAAAGAACACGAACAGCCACAAGCACAACGAAUGGGAUUGCAACUAGAAGACAUAAGGCAAACCGGACAGGUGCCGCAGGAGGAUGACGAGUUCGAGGCAGAGGAGGAGCUUGUGACGGACAACGAAAGCAGUGACAUACCUUUCGAGGCAUCAUCUGUUGGUCCCCACAGACGGAGUCCGCACCUUCACGACCGAACCCAGCAGCAGUUCCCCCACGUUUCCAAAUAUCGUUUCGUCCGCAGCGUCACGGAUACCACCUCCACCUGCGCCUCUACGGCUGGAACCGCCACCAUACCGGAUGGAGAAACCACAACCCCCAUGUUAAACACGGCAGCCGCCAAGCUGACCAGACAGAAACGAUUCGGAGUGUUGCACAGCAAGCGCAAUACACGCAGCAGAGUCAACACCAUCAUGAGCAACAGAAGCCACAGAGGAGGUGGCAUAAAGAGAAUCAGCUACCGGCAGCGCUACAACGAUAUCGAGGGAGCAGGAACGGGAACUGGAACAGGAACAGGAGUAGGUUCCGUCUCGGUGCCCCAUGUUCUGCGCAGCCGCUACAAACUGGUGCGACGCCGAAGCAACAAUGAAGCAAUAGCACCCCUGACUGAAACACAGCAGCCGUAAAGGAUCGCUGGAGGAUGACGAGACACGCAGUCACGCUUACAACAGUUACGGUAACUGGUAACCAGAAGCAGAUGCUGAUGCAUUUUUCGUAGUCCUCUCUCUAAAACACACACACACACACGUGCACACAAAAUUUGUUUAAGUUAAGUUAAUAUGUUGGUUUUAUGAGCACGGACCCUAUCAUCAAGCAGCUAUCGUGUCUCUUUUCUAGUUUGUUAUGGAUACAUUUUUUGCUCAUUUUUUUUUGUUGAUUUAAAUAUAAAUAUGUGUAUAUCUUCUAUGCAUGUAUAUAUAACAUCGAUCGUGAGACCAUAUUCUGCUUACUACACAUUUGUUUGAAGCAGUGGAAAGGAAAGAGAACAGAACCGCAUUGCUAGUUUUGUAUUAGCUUUUGUUCUUCAUUUUUAGAUUUAUAAAAUGGAAUUCGCUGAACGAAUUGUCUAUACAGAACAGCAACAGCCACAACAGCAGUAAACCAACAAAAUACAGAAAACAGAAACUAUUUAGAAACGUAAAUUAAGCGAAACAAAAAACCUAUAGCUACCGAUAAGGAAAAUUAAGAGAACCGUUUAAAGAGAGAGAGAGAGAGAGAGGGGGUCUAGUUGCAAAGUGGCGAAAAUAGUGAGCAGAAGAAACAGUUAUGAUGAUUAUGAGCAUGUUUUAUAUAGCAUACAUACACAUGCAUAUAUACAUACAUAUGGAAAAAAUUAUAAUAUUUUAAUAUAAUUUUUAAUUGAUCAUUUGUAAGUCGCGGGAAAAACUGAGUUGUUGAAAUCGGAGAGAAUUCGUUUUAAGGAACGGUAUCGUAAUGUAAAUAAGUAAAUAUAUGCGGUAUGAUAAUUAAAA